Molecule: messenger RNA, 1085 nt
Organism: Brassica oleracea var. oleracea
Lineage: Eukaryota; Viridiplantae; Streptophyta; Magnoliopsida; Brassicales; Brassicaceae
Product: protein CUP-SHAPED COTYLEDON 3-like
Exons: 3
Coding region: 100-1065 (321 amino acids)
Biological process (GO): regulation of DNA-templated transcription
Molecular function (GO): DNA binding
Source: RefSeq, a predicted model, not a curated record
AUCACCUUUUGCAUCGUUGCUCUCUUUGUUCCCCUUUUCCGUGUCUCUUCGAGUAACAAGACUUUAAACAGUCUCCUUUUCAGUUACAAUAAUUAAACGAUGAUGCUUGCGUUGGAAGAUGUUUUGAGCGAGCUCGCUGGAGAAGUAAACGACAGAGGAUUACCACCAGGCUUCCGGUUUCACCCGACAGACGAAGAGCUCAUAACUUUCUACUUAGCUUCCAAAGUCUUCCAUAGAGGUCUCUGUGGCAUUCACAUCGCUGAAGUUGAUCUCAAUCGCUGCGAACCUUGGGAACUUCCAGAAAUGGCGAAGAUGGGAGAGAGAGAGUGGUACUUUUACAGUUUAAGGGAUAGGAAGUAUCCGACGGGGCUAAGGACUAAUAGAGCCACUACUGCUGGAUACUGGAAGGCCACCGGAAAAGAUAAGGAGAUAUUUUCCGGCGGCGGUGGAGGAGCGCUUGUUGGGAUGAAGAAGACGCUGGUGUUCUACAAGGGAAGGGCUCCACGUGGUCUCAAGAGUAAGUGGGUCAUGCAUGAGCAUCGCCUCGAAACCGACCUUUCACACCGCCACACUUGUAAGGAGGAAUGGGUGAUCUGUAGAGUGUUUAACAAAACAGGAGACAGAAAGAAUGUUGGAAUCCAUAACCAAAUCAGCUACCUCCAUAACACUUCACUAUCAACAACACAACAUCAUCGUCUUGAAAAUUUACCUUCUCUUCUUCAACCUUCCAAAACCCUAACCAACUUUCCACCGCUACUCUACUACGAUGAUACACACCAAAAUUAUAAUGAUAACCUACUCCAUGGAAUAUCAGGCCACAAUGUCGACGAGCUCAAAGCUCUAAUCAACCCUGUUGUGUCUCAGCUCAACGGAGUCCUCAACUCUCCUGAAAGCAACUACUACAACGACGAAGACGACAACUUCGGCGUGAAGACAGAGCAAUAUUCGAACGGUGGCAAUAACGAUCUUGAUGUACGAGAUUACUUAGAGAACCCUCUUUUUCAGGAAGCAGGUUACAGUCUGCUGGGUCUUUCGUCUUCUCCUGGACCUCGUAUGCUAUAUUAAAUUCUCCAUGUCCUUUAGGU